Molecule: messenger RNA, 743 nt
Organism: Darwinula stevensoni
Lineage: Eukaryota; Metazoa; Arthropoda; Ostracoda; Podocopida; Darwinulidae
Source: the annotation of a GenBank genome assembly
AUGAGGCCAGGCACAGACAUCGACGCGGUCAAGAUUCGGUAUCUAUUCGAGAAACUGCACUUCUCUGUCGACGUUGAGGAAGACCUCACACGUCAGGCGAUGAAGCAAAAGCUGGAGGAAUUUGCCCAGGCGCCGGAACACCGCCAGAGUAACUGUUGCGUCGUGGUCAUCAUGAGCCACGGAUAUCAGAGCCCUGGUGAAGAUCCUGAAGGUUCAUGGAGACCCUUGGGACAACAGCGUGGAUCCACCUAUCGGCCCUGUCCUUAUGGCGUCUACUCCUCCGAUGGGAGGGCGCUUGAGGUCGAAUGGAUCAUUCAACAGUUCAGCAUUGCCGAGGCCUUGAAAGGGAAACCGAAGCUCUUCAUCAUUCAAGCUUGCCGGGGAGAAGAACAACAACAAGCACGGGGGCAAAGUGGCAAUUUGGUUGAGUCUGAUGGAAAUCGGUUUGGAGGGGCGUCCCAAUAUGAAUUUAACGCUGAUGAUAUUUUCGUGGCCAAUUCCACCAUUCCCUACUACGUGAGCUACAGGAACUCGCAAGAAGGAACAUGGUUUAUCCAGUCAAUUUGCCACGUUUUUGCGGAAUCUGCUCACAACACGGAUUUGCAAGGUUUGAUAAGAAAGGUCCACGACCGACUGGCCAUGCACGAAGGACCAAACGGAGAGAAGCAGAGCGCUGAGCUGUGGGUCAGAGGGAAAACAAAGGCUUUGUUCUUCAAUCCUGGUUUCGUGGAUCCUUGAAGGCG